CGAGGAGAUUCCCGUGCUUCGCUUCAAUCGGGAGGCGGACGCAGCGCAGAACGUCUCCAUUUUAUUCCUGAGUGAGAGAGAGCUUGACAUCAACACUUUCCCCGAUAUCCCGCCCGACCGCUUGCUCCACGGAGUACUCCCUUGACGACGCGAAACGACCUCCCCCGAGCUAGAAUCACUCCUGGUUAUUCUUCGAAAACACGAAUAUAACACACCCUUAUAACCAUACAUCCAAACAUGAUUGCGCAACGGGUGGGCGUGUCGGCCCUGCGCCGAGCGGCAGGAAAGCCCUCCGUCUUCUUCAACUCCCAGGUCCCCAAGAUUGUCGCCGCUUCGAGCAUGUCGACGACCCAGAUCCGCCCCGUUGCGACCUCGAAGCUCACCCCCGAUGACGGCCUUGAACUCCUCGCCAAGCAGCGCCUCAACCGCCCCAUCUCCCCGCACCUGACCAUCUACAAGAUCGAGCAGACGUGGUUCGGCGCCUCCAUCUGGACCCGCAUCACCGGCGCCGGCCUGUCUGGCGCCUUUUACGUUUACUUCGGCACCUACCUCGUCGCGCCCCUGCUCGGAUGGCACGUGGAGACCCAGUCGCUCGUCGCGGCUUUCGGCGCCCUGCCCCUCGCCGCCAAGGGCGGUCUCAAGUUCCUCGUCGCCUGGCCCUUCACCUUCCACUUCUUCAACGGCAUCCGCCACCUGUCGUAUGACCUCGUCAAGGGCUUCAGCAAGCCCGACAUCGUCAAGUGGGGCUGGGUCAUCUGGUCCACCUCGCUGGUCUCGGCCGCCGGCCUGGCUUUUGCGUGGUAAACGGAGAGGAAGAUUGGGAAGGUGGAGAAGGGAGUGCGGGGGAGAGAGAGAGCAAGAUUCGCGUGUCCGUGUUUGGGCGACGUGGUAAUGGGGAAUCGGCGGCUAAGGGGGGAAUGGAUGUGUGAGCUUGCCGUUGUGAGGAAGUGUUUGGGAGAUGGGAGACUGGAGUUCUGAUUGGCUGGCGCCUGGGUUUGCUGGGCGUACGGCCUCCCUUCUGCUUAAGGCGAGGGAUUGUAUAGACUGAAAGUUGUAAAAUGAAUUCCCUUGAGUAACAAGCACGUUAAUCAAUCUUUCCGCCUACGUAACGAAGACCAUGGGGGCGCAGUCGUGAGAGGAUGCCAUGUGGUGAUUGAGAGACUACGGCAACGGACGACAACCAACGACCGAGAACAGCA
Molecule: messenger RNA, 1199 nt
Organism: Colletotrichum destructivum
Lineage: Eukaryota; Fungi; Ascomycota; Sordariomycetes; Glomerellales; Glomerellaceae
Product: Putative succinate dehydrogenase/fumarate reductase type B, transmembrane subunit
Exons: 3
Coding region: 238-804 (188 amino acids)
Biological process (GO): mitochondrial electron transport, succinate to ubiquinone; tricarboxylic acid cycle
Cellular component (GO): membrane
Molecular function (GO): oxidoreductase activity, acting on the CH-CH group of donors; electron transfer activity
Source: RefSeq, a predicted model, not a curated record